CUGCGGUGGAGCGCUGCUUCGUGCUGCGCUGUGGCGCCUCUCCGUUCUCGGCUUUUUCAUCCCCUCGGGGUCGUACCUGCGGCCGGUAACUGCGGCCGCAUGAACAUUAGGCGGCUCCCUUUGCGGGCAGCGCCUCCCCCCUUAUGGAGGAACCGCUCCCUCCGCCUCCUCUAUGGAGCCUUUCGCAGAGCGCAGCCCGCGUCGCCCUCGCCCUCCGCUGCUGGCCGAGGGCGAAGAGGAAGAGGAGGGGGGUGCGGCGGCGGCGCGGAGGGUCAGCCCGGGUUGGGAAAGGACAGGCGCCAGUGAGGGGGACAGCCUCUGGACAGCCGUGUUCGAGUACGAGGCGUGCGGCGAGGACGAGCUUAGCCUGCGCCCGGGCGACGUGGUGCAAGUACUCUCGCAGGACUCGCAGGUGUCUGGCGACGAAGGCUGGUGGACCGGCCAAAUCGACCAGCGCGUCGGCAUUUUCCCCAGCAACUACGUGAGCAGGAGCAGCAGUUGCUGCCGCCGCCGCCUCCGCCAAGGGGGCGCUCCGGAGCUCCAGCCCCACUACGCGCAGCAGCCUCCGGCCAUACAGUUGUUGGAGAUCGACUUCUCAGAGCUUGUUCUGGAAGAAGUAAUUGGUAUAGGAGGCUUUGGGAAGGUCUAUCGUGCAGUUUGGCUUGGAGAGGAAGUUGCAGUUAAGGCAGCUCGCUACGAUCCAGAUGAAGACAUCAGUGAAACUAUUGAAAAUGUUCGUCAGGAAGCUAAACUCUUUGCGAUGCUCAAACAUCCCAACAUCAUUGCCCUUAAAGGUGUAUGUUUAAAGGAGCCUGAUCUUUGCUUAAUCAUGGAAUUUGCCCGUGGAGGGUCCCUAAAUAGAGCACUGUCUGGUAAAAGAAUCCCACCAGACAUACUGGUGAACUGGGCUGUCCAGAUUGCUGGAGGCAUGAAAUAUUUGCAUGAUGAAGCAGUUGUUCCUAUUAUCCACCGGGAUCUCAAAUCCAGCAACAUAUUGAUUCUCGAGAAGGUGGAAAAUGGAGACCUGAGCAACAAGAACUUGAAGAUCACAGAUUUUGGCUUGGCCAGGGAGUGGCAUAAGACAACCAAAAUGAGUGCAGCUGGGACAUAUGCCUGGAUGGCUCCUGAGGUCAUCCGCUCAUCCAUGUUCUCUAAAGGCAGUGAUGUGUGGAGCUAUGGUGUGUUACUAUGGGAAUUGCUAACUGGAGAAGUACCGUUUCGAGGAAUUGAUGGCCUAGCAGUCGCAUAUGGUGUUGCCAUGAAUAAACUUGCCCUUCCCAUUCCUUCAACAUGCCCAGAACCUUUUGCCAGAUUGAUGGAAGAUUGUUGGAAUGCUGACCCUCACUUCAGGCCAUCUUUUGCCAACAUUUUGAACCAGCUUACUAACAUAGAGGAGUCUGGUUUUUUUGAAAUGCCAAAGGACUCCUUCCAUUCCCUCCAAGAAGACUGGAAACUUGAGAUCCAGGAGAUGUUUGACCAACUCCGGGCCAAAGAAAAGGAGCUGCGUACUUGGGAGGAGGAGCUAACAAGAGCAGCAGUCCAGCAAAAGAAUCAUGAGCAGCUUCUGCGGCAGCGGGAACAGGAGCUAGCAGAGCGGGAGAUUAACAUCUUGGAAAGGGAGCUCAACAUAAUCAUCCACCAACUGUGCCAGGAUAAACCGCUUGUGAAAAAACGUAUGGGCAAGUUCAGGAAAAACCGUCUCAAGCUGAAGGAUGGCAAUCGCAUCAGUCUCCCUUCUGAUUUCCAACACAAAUUUACUGUACAGGCAUCUCCAACAAUGGAUAAAAGGAAGAGUUUGAUCAGCAGCUGCUCCAGCCCUCCUGCCAGUCCUACCAUCAUUCCCAGACUCAGAGCCAUCCAGCUGACACCCAGUGAGAGCAACAAAACAUGGGGACGCAACUCAGUAUUCCAGAAGGAAGAGGAAGGAGAAGAAGAAAGGAGAGGCCCAAAGAAGAAAGGUCGUACAUGGGGGCCAAGUUCACUUUGUCAGAAGGAGUUAGCAACAGGCGAAGAUAGUCUGAAGAUCCUGGUAGAUGGAUACAGACAAUGGUCAUCUAGUGUUCCAAACCUAGGAAAGGUCCAGAGAACGGCAGCCACUUUGCCUGGAUUUACAAGCCUAACAGAAAUGGAUAAUGAAGACAGUGAUUCUUUAAAAAAUGAAGAGAGCAAGUUGCAGCGAUCACCUGGACCUAACCAAUCAUACCUCUGUAUCCCGUUUCAGAAGAAUGAGGACUGGGAUGGCCAAUCCAGUGAUGCCAAUGAACCCACCCCUGUGAACUCUGCCACAAGUACCCCUCAACUCACCCCCACCAAUAGCCUCAAACGUGGUGGCUCCCACCACAAACGAUGUGAGCUUGCCUUCCUGGGUUGUGCAGCGGUGCUAGCUGCUGCUGGCCUAGGCUUUGAUCUCUUGGAAGCUGGGAAGUGCCAACUGUUAACCCAGGAUGAACUGGAAGCCCCCAAGGAAGAGAAGAAGAAACGUGACAGUAUCUUUCAGCGAGCUGGGCGCUCCCGUCGGAGUACCAGCCCUCCUUCAAGGAAGCUCUUCAAGAAAGAGGAGCUGGGUGAACCCUCCAGUUCCCUGACCCUCCUCUCCUUGUCUUCCAUUUCUGAAUGUAACUCAACUCGAUCCCUUCUGCGCUCAGACAGCGAUGAGAUUGUAGUAUAUGAGAUGCCUGUCAGCCCUGUGACAGUGAAGGCUCCCUUGCCGGUAGUUAGUAAUCCACUGGUUAACAUACGUGUUGAGAAGUUCAAGCGGGAUCCCAACCAGUCCUUGACUCCCACACAUGUGACUCUUUCUUCAGAAGUUCACCAAGGGGGGCACCGACGCACCCCCUCUGAAGGUGCCAUAAAAGUUGUUGGUCUCUUUACCAAUGGAUACCUUUCCAGUAAUUCCCCUACAGGAGCACUGGGAGCAGGCGCUAUAAUGCUCAGCAAGACUCUACUCUGGAGAGGCCGAAGACCUUGGAAUUCCUGCCUAGACCUCGCCCUUCUGCUAACAGGCAGCGGCUUGACCCCUGGUGGUUUGUCUCACCCAGUAAUGCAAGGGGUGAAUCCUCUGCUAAUAGCUCCAGUGCUGAAACCCCCAGUAACCUGGACUCCUGCUUUGCCAGCAGCAGUAGCACUGUUGAAGAGAGGCCUGCACUGCUUCCGUUCCAUGUCAGGUUUCCAGAAGAAGAGCGGACUUUAUUGGAUGUGGAUGCUGAAGGUCAGAGUCAGGACAACACUGUUCCACUAUGCAGAACUGAACUCAAAACACACAAACCUACAUCAUAUGAACUCAAACAAGAGUUCUGGUCCUAGCAUGAAAUCCACUAGGGGUUGGUAAGCCUCUUUCUAUUCAGUUCUACUUCUUGCACUAAGAAUGCACUUUGAACAUGGGUGAAGUAGAGAGAUGCUGCUGAGGUCAUGUCACUUGUGCUUUGUCUGCUACAGACAUGGUAUUGGGUUACCUGAGUGGGAUUUUUAUGAGUUUUUUGUAUGGUUAUUAUUGUUGUAGCUGCAUGUACUUCAGCUGCACAGAACUGCUGAUUUCUGUUCUGGUUUUUUCAUUAGUUUCAAAACUGCAGUAGGCAGUGUGGCUAUAUCUGAACCUCUGUCCAGAGAUACCAUAUAUCACUGUAGGUUUUACAGUUACCUCAGUCCCAACAUUUAGAAUGUUAUAUUGGGCACAAGUGUUUAUUUUCAAAGGUUAUUGAAAUGUACCUGCACCAGUUCUCUUGACACAUUUUAUUUUUCUUCCUCAAAAUUUCAACCUUUGAUCAUUUUGGGUACCCAAAUGAUUCCUCUUCCUUAAUUUGGAUACCUUGGGUGGGGGGUGUUUCUUCAUAAAUAUCAAACUCUCCAACUUUACCUGUUAACCCGCCCCCCCCCCCCAAGAAAUAUGAGAGCUGUAUUGAUAAAACAGGAGAGUUGUGAAGCAUUAUGCUAUCCAUCUUUUAGCUCCUGGUAGAAAGUGUCUAGCUGAGCUGGUGCAACAAGGGAGGGAAGCUUUGAUAGUGAGAGGAGGAGGGAUGGGACAGUGUGAGAUAUGGCUCAGAUGAUAUGCUUAUAUACCUGCUGCUGCCCUCCUCCCUGACACUAUAUGUUUAGGUAGGCUGAAGUAUAUGGUUGCUGAAAUGCAUCUAGAGAAACUGGCAGUGACAUACACAUCAAAUGGCAUCCCUUAAUCCUUAUGCCAGGUGGGUGUAUUUUUCCAUCUGGCAGGUAUUCCCAUCCUUCUCAAACCCUGACCCUUGGGGAUGCUCUGAAAGUCAUGAACCACCUUGAUGUUUUCCAAGUUUCUCUGAAACAGGCACAGUGUGAGGGAGAACUGCUGCAAUCACACUGGGCUUGUAGCACUUUUGACAUUUGUAAAGAGCUUCAUUUGCACCACUCAGCAUAGAAAAGGUGGUCCCCAUAAAAAUUUCAGAGUGUCUCCAAAGUACAGUGUGAUGGCAAAAGAUUGCACCAUUCACCUAGGGAAAGAAUGGAAUAUUUUGUGAGUGUAAAUUCUGUGUGGCUGUUAAA
Molecule: messenger RNA, 4509 nt
Organism: Heteronotia binoei (common prickly gecko)
Lineage: Eukaryota; Metazoa; Chordata; Lepidosauria; Squamata; Gekkonidae
Gene: MAP3K9
Product: mitogen-activated protein kinase kinase kinase 9
Exons: 11
Coding region: 173-3328 (1051 amino acids)
Biological process (GO): protein phosphorylation
Molecular function (GO): ATP binding; protein binding; JUN kinase kinase kinase activity
Source: RefSeq, a predicted model, not a curated record